Messenger RNA from Diachasma alloeum, 1945 nucleotides. Its product is annotated as spermine oxidase. Lineage: Eukaryota; Metazoa; Arthropoda; Insecta; Hymenoptera; Braconidae. The record is from RefSeq and is a predicted model, not a curated record. The transcript is spliced from 4 exons. Gene Ontology annotation, molecular function: polyamine oxidase activity. The coding region runs from base 238 to 1740 and encodes 500 amino acids.
CUCACAACUGCUGCGGUGUGCUUAGAUCAAGUGAAAAUAAGUCCAGAUGUAUUCUAUUAUUUUGAACUACCAUUUUAGCCGUUGAAGCACUGCGCAUUUUCGUAAACGAAAAAAAUCAACUGCAGUGUGUAAUUGUACUCAGCACAACUGGGGUAUUUUAUAAGUGUGUGUGUGUGUGGGUGUGAUAAGAUUGAUAAGAAUUAUAUACAAACUCUUACAAGACAACCAUUGAGACAGAUGGAUAACAGCUCGGACGGAUCGAUGAAAAGUGAAUCGCAGGAAAUGGGAGGAACAAAAGUCGAGAGGACUAGAAUAGUAAUCGUGGGCGCAGGUAUUGCAGGUUUAGCAGCAGCUAAAGCACUGGAGGAUCAUCAGUUUCAUGAGUAUAUUUUGCUCGAAGCACAAGAUUACGUGGGAGGAAGGAUAAAAUCAAUCUACUGGAACGACAAUUGGAUAGAAGAAGGAGCACAAUUCCUCCACGGAAGUGAAAGUGAAUUAGCUAAAUUCUGCACAAAUCACAAUUUAAUUUCUGAAGAAGAAUCAGCAGAAGGAAAAGGAAUUUACGUACGCAAUGAUGGAAUGCAAUUGGAUAAAAACUUAAUUCAAGAAAUAGAUUAUUUAAUCAGAGAUAUUCUUGAUGAUUGUGAAAUAUAUACUCAUUACAAUGAAGCUAGGCACGAAGAAAUACCGAAAAGCAUCGGGUCACACCUGAAACUUGAAAUAGACCGACAUAUUUGGUCCAAAGGAGAUCGUAGCAACAGAAAUUUGAAACAAAAUAUUAUAGACUGGAAUUAUAAGUUUUUAAUAAUUGAUAAUUCGUGUUCGAAGCUUGAAGAAUUAUCUGCUAAACAUUGGGGGCAGUUUCGAGCCGCCGGAGGUCCUGAACAUUUAAUUUUCAAGCAGGGUUACAGUUCUGCUGUUGAAUUGAUCUCUAAUAGUUUGAAAAAAGCAAAUUUGAGGCUCAAUUCACCAGUCAAAAAGAUUAAAUGGGACGAAAAAACAUCGACAGAUUCAGCGCCGGUGGUUUUGAAUUUGGAAGACAGAAAAAUUCUCGCAGAUUGCGUAAUAGUGACCUGUUCCCUCGGUUUCCUAAAAGAACAUCACGAAGAGAUGUUUGAACCGUCGUUACCACCUAACUUAGUCCUUGCAAUUGAGUCGUUAGGGUUUGGACUAAUAAAUAAAGUAUUUUUGGAUUUUGGGGAGGCCUGGUGGAAGCCAGGAGUUCAAGGAUUUCAAUUAAUUUGGCAUGAGGACAAUAAAGCGUCCACGACUGAUGCUGAAUUAGCGGCUUGGACUAGGGAUUUGACUGGUUUCGAUGUUCUCGAGAAUCAUGAGGCAGUUUUGAUUGGUUGGGUGGGUGGGAAGGGGGCAAAGCUGAUUGAAAGUUUGACUGAAGAAGAGGUCGGCAAUGAUUGCAUCGAUCUAUUAAGAGUUUUUCUGAAGAGAGAGACUUUGCCAGCGCCAAAGAGAUGUAAGAGGUCCCAAUGGGGAAAGAAUAAAUGGGUGAGGGGCAGCUAUAGUCAUAUAUCGACGACCUGUGAUGAGACUGCGGUGACUCCAAAGAGUUUAGCCAGUCCUGCAUGGAGAGAAAUUCAUCGGAAAGGAAAAUUAAAGAAUGUUCCUGCAAUAAUGUUCGCUGGAGAGGCAACUCACGAGUGUUUUUACUCAACAACCCACGGAGCCUUCGAUUCUGGGCGAUCCCAGGCUCUCAACUUUCUGCGACACCACGUAUGGGAAUGAAAAUAGUUCAAUAUUUCAGUUAAAAAUUUUACCAUUAAAGUACAGUGGACUCUUCUUAAUUUCCAUAGCUCAGGGGGUGUCCUUGAAGCCAUUGUAUGUGAAAUGUGAGUAAAAAAGAGACCCCCACUCCGCCAGUUCGGGCGGCAUUAGAGCACUGAUCUCUAUACUACAUAACUGGAUAGACUAUUCGUGAUCGCAACGUAGA